UUCAAUUGGGUUACAUCGUAUCAUUUUAUCGACCUAUACGCUUUGAGAAUACAGUAUUCUCCAGACUGACAUUUCAUUUGUACGGCGUGACGUUAUCGAGCUGCUGCGAGUAGUGCGGACUACGUUAUCAAUUAACUAGGAAAACAACGCCGUGCUUCUCUCAAAUAGCUGUCUAAUCCAGACAGUUCAUAUUGUGGACGCAGAUUUGUGCGCAGGAUGGGGGGCACUGAGAGCACCAGGAAAGUGUCUUUCGCUGUUGAUGAGGAGGACAAUGUCCGGGUUCUGCAUGGAGUUAAGCUCUCGGAGGAAGUCCUCCAGAGGAUGCGGGGAGCGACGCGGGAGGCGGACGUCAGGCCGCCGCCCGGCGACAGCCACAGGGAGGAGCCUGUUCCGAAACCCGUGACCCCUGAUCCACCACGGCCUUCUCCACCACUACAACCAUCUGAACCCCCGCGACCCUCUGAACCCCUGCGACCCUCUGAAUCACCACUACCUGACACCACCUCUGAGCACACACUUCCGCACCACCCUACCUCCCUCUUACACCUCCCCCUAGCUGGUGCUCAUUCCCUCCCUCUCUCUCUCAGGUACGAGCGGGAGCAGGCCAUCAUGAGGGAGGAGCUGGCCCGGAUCACACGGCGGGAGAGGGAGGUUGCGCGGGAGGACCUGAGAAAGGCCUUGAGGAGGGAACGGGGAAUCACACACACCGAGGCAGAGAGGGCCAAAAACCUGCCUGCCGAACUGGACGAAUGGGGGAAGCAGCUGGAGAGGAAAGAGGCGGAGCUUAAGAAGCAGGAGGCUUUUUAUAGGGAGAAGCUGACCGAGCUGGAAAAGAAGAACCUGGAGUACUACAAACAGGCGCGCGAGCAGUUUCGGGAGGCCGCCAGCAGGAUGGAGGCACGCGUGAAGCCGCGCAGCACAGAGCCCGCCUGCCCCACGCUGCAGAGCCAGAUCCUGCAGUGCUACCGUGACAACCGCGACCAGACCCUGCGCUGCUCCGACCUGGCCAAGGAGUACAUGCAGUGCAUCGACGCUGCCAAGAAGAACCUGCUGGUGAACCACGGCUGAGGCGGAGAGCCGCCCCGCUGUCCACCCGCUCAGCCGCGACCGCGACCGCCAACCUUUUUCUGAACCGGGGACGAUGGUCGAAAAGCGGCGUGCCUUCCCCGUAUGGUUUUAACGUAUUUAUCCUGCUUCAUUUCUUAAGAGUCACACUACGGAGCGCGCCCGCACGGUCGGACCGGUCCGCGUGGUCCCAGCGGGCCGAAGACGACCGACCCCCGGUCCUGGGUUCACCCGGGAAGCUUCUGCCGCUGAACUCAGGAGAGACACCCUGAACUCCCGAAAUCAGGGGCGCGCGGUCAAGGCCGACGGAAAUCCACAAAAAAAACUGUUUAAUUUCACACGAUCGUUGCUUUCAUAAACCUUUAUUUUGACGGUGCGUUUCCCGCAUAGCGUAAACAUUCGCGGGAUAUAAAAAUAGCCGAAUGAUGCAUGUGGAUCAGAAGGUACAGGCUAGCUCACACACGCCCCUAAAGGCUUUUUCUGUGGGAUUUUCUGACCGAUUCGCACGCGAUUUGCGCUCUGACGCCUUGCACUCUGUCUCCCCUGACCGCGCGCUCCUGAGCGGUAUAACCCUAAGGCUGCAUUGUACUCGUAACGGCAAUAAAGCUCCCUCCUGAGGGCCUCUUUCA
Anguilla rostrata (American eel) is the source of this 1694-nucleotide messenger RNA. Its product is annotated as MICOS complex subunit mic25a-like. The transcript is spliced from 9 exons. Lineage: Eukaryota; Metazoa; Chordata; Actinopteri; Anguilliformes; Anguillidae. Gene Ontology annotation, biological process: inner mitochondrial membrane organization. The record is from RefSeq and is a predicted model, not a curated record. The coding region runs from base 217 to 1068 and encodes 283 amino acids. Gene Ontology annotation, cellular component: MICOS complex; mitochondrion.